Camelina sativa (false flax) is the source of this 1545-nucleotide messenger RNA. RefSeq names its product E3 ubiquitin-protein ligase APD1-like. Gene Ontology annotation, cellular component: endosome; plant-type vacuole membrane. Gene Ontology annotation, biological process: cell cycle; protein ubiquitination. The record is from RefSeq and is a predicted model, not a curated record. Gene Ontology annotation, molecular function: ubiquitin protein ligase activity. Lineage: Eukaryota; Viridiplantae; Streptophyta; Magnoliopsida; Brassicales; Brassicaceae.
UUUCCAUCUAGCGUUCAACCCCGGUGACCAAAAGAGGGAAGAUUCACCGGUAAACCAAUCAUAAAAGUGUAACCGUUACAUUAUUGAUAAGCUUUGCCACAGAUUCUCACAGAACUGCCGAGAUGGAUUCACCUCUUCAUCCAUCAACGCCGGACCUUAAUGUACCAUAUUCUCCUGUGUUUGUCUCAAGGUUGUCAGCUUCAUCUUCUUCCGAUAACGUCGUCGAAGGAGAUGAUGAUGAUGGUGCUCGUAGUAGUAGAAGUCAUGGGGUUUUCAAUUGGGGUGAGUUUUGCUCGUUCCGAAACCUUUCAGAGCCGAACAUCUGCUGGGCCACUUUGGCUCUUCUUGUCUGGAUCUUUGCGUCGUUUAUUCUGGUUAAGAAUCUUUUUGGACCAAAGAAUGUUUGGCUUGGACCUUCUUCGUCCAUUAUUGUUGACCCUAGCUCUUUUUUUGUCAAAAGCAUUAUGGUGAAGGAGCUUGAUUAUUCCAAGUCAGGCCUUCAGCUCUAUGGAUUCUAUGGGUCUCCUCCCUUGGAUCGUUUGGUGAACUGGUCAGAAUCCCGAGUGUUUCCUCUCUCACAUGAUACUUACAAGGGUUGGCCUUACUACUUUAAUGAAGGAUCUUCAAUGAACAUAUCGUAUAGGGUUAAACCAGAAGGUUCUGCGGUUCAGCUUGUGGUCAAUGAAGGAAGUCAAGGCAUCUCUCGGACGUUUUGGGAAGAACCUGCAUUUCAUUACAUUAAUGCAUUGUCGUGGAAUCUAAUUGAGGGGAGUGGUAUGAUUGAAUUGAAGAUGAUUAAGUCUUCAAGUUAUUAUCUUGCUGUGGCUAACUUGAAGAAGAGGAAGGACGUCGAGGUGGAACUGACUAUUGAUGUGAGGGCUGUGUUGUAUGAUACUAAACAAUCAUUCUACAACUGUACCUUCAGCAAUGGCGAGUGCACAUUCAAGCUCAAUGCAAUGUCCCUUGUUGGAAAUUCUUUUGUCGUAACUUCACCAGCACCGAGUCAUGAGGGAGUAUCCAUCGAAGAUAAAUGGUACAUAAAGUUCACAUAUCAACCUAGAGGGAUUGGAUAUGUAAUUUUCAUUGGUGUGGUGACUUGCUUCAUGGUUGUAGCGUUACUAUUCUGCAACAAGUUACAGUGCUUUUGUGAAGAGGGAUAUAAUGAUUUAGCUAGAGCAUAUCUAAUUGGAAACAAAGAUGACGAUGUUUCAAGCAUAGGUUCAUGUAAUGAGCCUUUUGCAAAUGAUGAUGCUGAUUUAGAAGAUAAUAUGAGACAUGUGGGUGAAGCAAGUAACCAAACUAGACGUCUCUGUGCCAUUUGUUUGGAUGCUCCAAGAGAUUGCUUUUUCCUCCCAUGUGGCCACUGCGUCUCCUGUUAUGAAUGCGGAACAAAGAUGGCAGAAGCUGGUGUGAGUUGUCCAAUAUGUCAAAGGAAUAUGAAGAAAGUAAAGCGAAUUUAUACAGUGUAAGAUAAUCAAUAUAUAAAUCUCUUUAACAUGAUGUUGAAUCCAUAUAACCAUUAAUAAUAAAUUAUCAUUUGAUCUU